Molecule: messenger RNA, 3162 nt
Organism: Morchella importuna
Lineage: Eukaryota; Fungi; Ascomycota; Pezizomycetes; Pezizales; Morchellaceae
Exons: 20
Coding region: 1-3162 (1053 amino acids)
Biological process (GO): endocytosis; actin filament organization; clathrin coat assembly
Cellular component (GO): clathrin-coated vesicle; actin cortical patch
Molecular function (GO): phosphatidylinositol-3,5-bisphosphate binding; clathrin-cargo adaptor activity; actin filament binding
Source: RefSeq, a predicted model, not a curated record
AUGUCCUACAGCGGCGCGUCGCGAAAUGUCGAUAUGACUAGAACCGAGACGGACCUCUCAAUCAACAUUAAGAAAGCUACCAAUAUUGAGGAAAAGGCCCCUAAACGGAAGCAUGUCCGGUCGUGCAUCGUCUACACCUGGGAUCACAAAUCAUCGACAUCGUUUUGGUCAGGCUUGAAAGUGUUACCCAUCUUACAAAGCGAAGUUCAGACCUUCAAAGCCUUGAUCUGCAUCCAUAAAGUUCUCCAAGAAGGCCAUCCAGUCACAAUCAGAGAAGCGCAUGCCCAUACCGGGUGGCUGGAAUCACUUACUAACGGGACCUCCGAUGAAGGCAUUCGGGGUUAUGGACCAUUGAUUCGGGAAUAUGUCUAUUUCCUUUUGGCCAAGCUUGCAUUCCACCGGCAUCACCCGGAGUUCGAUGGUGUAUUUGAUUAUGAAGAAUAUAUCAGUCUUAAAACGAUCAAUGAUCCAAAUGAAGGAUACGAGACAAUUAUGGAUUUGAUGACUCUGCAAGACCAAAUUGAGACUUUCCAAAAACUAAUUUUCUCUCAUUUCCGGCAUGGUGUUGACAAUGAAUGUCGUAUUUCUGCUCUGGUACCAUUGGUUCAGGAAAGUUAUGGAAUCUAUAAAUUUAUCACCAGCAUGUUGAGGGCUAUGCAUCAAACGACUGGUGAUGAUGAUGCUCUCGCACCUUUGCGGGAACGCUACAACGGUCAACAUUAUCGUUUAGUCCGGUUUUACUACGAGUGCUCAAAUCUUCGAUACUUGACUGAGUUGAUAUCUCCACCGAAGUUGCCGCAGGAUCCGCCCAAUUUGCUGGGCAAUGGAGAGACUGCCCCGGCUCUUCCACGUAGGCCAGUUGAGGCCCAGGAAACCGCACCUCCGCCCCCGCCUCCUCCAGCACAACCAGAAGCUGAGGCAAUUUCUGAUUUCUGGUCAAGUGAAAAGCUGCAACAGCAACAGCGGGAUUAUGAGGAACAACAAAACCAAUUGGAGCUGCAAAGAGCGGAAGAGCUUCGGCGACAACAAAUGCUAGCAAUGCAACAGCAAGCUCAGUUCGAAGAGAUGCAGAGGCAACAAAUGGAGCAGCAGCGGUUAGCUCAAGAGCAAUUAAUGAGAGAUCAAAUGGCGAGACAAGCUCAAGGGCAUGUUGCAGAACUCGAACGACAAUUGCUAGAAUAUAAAGGACACCACGAUCAGCAUUUGCUAUUGCUCGAAUCGUAUGAUCAAAAAGUAAAAGCUUUGGAGAGUGAAAUUGCAAAUCUUCAAUCCAACAUCGGACAGCAACUAGCGUCUAAGGAUGAUCUAAUCAGGUCUUUGCAGGAGCAAGUGAACAUGUGGAAGAAUAAGUACGAGGCUUUAGCAAAGCUUUACUCCCAGCUUCGGCACGAACACUUGGAGUUGCUUGGUAAAUUCAAACAAAUCCAGCUCAAGGCUGCAUCCGCACAAGAGGCAAACGAUAAACGAGAAAAAUUGGAGCGAGAAAUGAAAUCCAAAAAUCUUGAGCUGGCAGACAUGAUUCGAGAACGAGAUCGUGCAUUAUACGAUCUAGACCGUGUUAAAGGAACCCAGAAAGAAGAGGUUGAAAAGGUUCGAAGAGAGCUUCGAUUUGCUCAAGAAAAAGCCGAAAAUAACGAAAAAUCCAAAGGCACUGAACUCUCAGCCUUGCUAUCUCGACACAACAGAGAAAUGGCGGAAAUGGAAGAGCUGUUGCGUAGUAAGCAACGAGCCUUGGACGAACUACAAUCUAGAGUUGGUGACAGAGACCAUGACAUGGAGAGACGAUUACGGGAGAAGGAGGAAGAACUAGAGAUAUUCAAGGCAGGGAUGGAUCAGACUCUCCUGGAGCUCAACGAAAUGCGAUUGCACAACAACGAGAGCGAUAUUGUUCUAGAAGCACAAAUUGACGGGGUAAUUUUAGAUCAAUUGAAGAGAUUGACAGAAAUCAUAGAUUCUGUAUUACAGAGCGGUGUUCAGCGAGUGGACGACGCUUUGUACGAGCUUGAGUCUCCCAUGAAUGCAGGAAACCAGAGCGCAUCGCCGGGCUAUCUUCUCUCACAGGUAGAGAAAGCCCAGCUUAGCGCUACGGAAUUUGCCACCCAAUUUAACAACUUUGUUGUUGAUGGCCCCAAUAGCCCUCAGUCUUCAAUCAUCAAGACGCUUCAUGUCUUUGCGGGAGCAAUCUCGGAUGUGUUGGCCAAUGCUAAAGGUGUUACACGAUUAGCCACUGACGAGAAUAAAAGCGAUGCCAUCAUGGCAGCAGCAAGACAAUCUGCGAAUACUAGUGUCAAGUUUUUCCAGAACCUCAUGUCUUUCCGUUUGGACGGGCUGAGCCAAGAUCAGAAGAUGGAUGUCGUUGUAUCCAGUAAUUUGGAAGUUCAAAAGAACCUCCAGAAAUUGACGAAACUUGCCGAACAGUUCAUGACCAAAGGGGCUGAUCUGUCAAAGGCUAGUGGAGACAUUGGUGAUCUUGUGGACAAUGAGCUCAGUAAGGUUGCGGACGCUAUCGAUGCCGCUGCGGCACGCUUGGCCCAACUCAUGAAGAAGCCGAAAGAUGCCUUUUCGACUUUUGAGAUUAGAAUCCAUGACUCAAUCUUGGACGCUGCAAUUGCAGUUACGAAUGCAAUUGCUCAGCUCCUCAAGGCUGCCACUAUCUCUCAAAAAGAGAUUGUGGCCCAAGGCAAAGGAAACAGUUCUCGGACUGCUUUCUACAAACGAAACAAUCGUUGGACAGAAGGGUUGAUCUCCGCUGCCAAGGCAGUGGCUACCUCCACCAAUAUGCUUAUCGAAACAGCCGAUGGUGUGCUUAGUGGACGUAACAAGCUGGAGCAAUUGAUUGUCGUUGCCAAUGAUGUUGCCGCUUCAACUGCGCAGCUUGUCGCAGCUUCUCGGGUCAAGGCGUCUUUCAUGUCUAAAUCGCAAGAACGUCUGGAAACUGCCUCAAAGGCCGUGACAGGCGCGUGCAGAUCACUGGUCAAACAGGUUCAAGAAAUCAUUGCGGCAAAGAAUAAUGAUGAGAAUGAGGCUAUGGAUUACUCCAAACUCAGUGGAUACGAGAUUAAGGUCCAAGAGAUGGAACAACAGGUUGAAAUCAAAGAACUCGAAAACAGACUAAGGCCUUGGAAUGAAUGUCAUGUGGAAUAUAUUUUUUACUCUUCUUAA